AAAAGCAAGGAAACAUAACAAAGGCAAACAAGACAGGAGACUGAAAGAGAACAAAGACGAACAAAGGAGGUUGUUUUGGAGCACAGGCUCGGAGAAAGCUAAAUUGGUAACGGAACAAAAACAGAAAAAAACAGACCAUCAUGACAUACCGGCUGUUUGAGGGGAAGGAUCAUGCCUCCAUCUACCAAAGAUAUCGCUUUACACCUCCAGAUGAGGUCAAGAACAUUAUUCUUCAAUACCUAGAUAAAAAGAAGGGACAGCCACAUGUGCUGGCAGUGGAUCUGGGAUGUGGGACAGGUCAGAAUUCCCGGCUACUGGCACCGCACUUCCAGGAAGUGGUGGGCAUCGACAUCAGUGAGUUUCAACUGGAGGAGGCCAGAGCUGUGCCAGGGUACCCUAACAUCACAUACAGGAAGGGGACAGCAGAGGAGCUUCCUUUUCCAGGUGGUUCUGUAGACUUGCUCACAGCAGCGUCAGCAGCCCACUGGUUUGAUCAGACAAGGUUCCUGGCUGAGGCAAAUCGGGUUUUAAAACCCCGGGGUUGCAUGGCUCUGCUGGGCUUCAGUGACUCUAACACCAGACUUACCUACCAGGACUGUGGAGAAAGACUCAAUCACGUGUAUGAAGAUGUGAGGCAGGUGCUGAUGCCUUACACUAACAAUCAAGUAGCUGUAUCUGAGAGUAAACUGAAGGAGCUCUACUCAGCCAUCCCGUUUCCCGACAAGGACAGGAUUGAACGUAUUCGGGUGAACUCGACACUCUCGGUGAGGAACCUGGUGGGUUUCAUUGAGUCCUGGUCCAUGUUCCAAGAUUACAAGAAGAAAGAUCCCCAGGCUGCUGAAGACCUGCUGCUUAAUACUCAGAAGAGGUUUCUGGAGGAGAUGGGAGUCACGUCUCCUGACACUGAAAUAGAGCAUGAACUGGAAUAUUUCUGUGUCCUGGCAUCAAAACCACAAUAAUCAACAAUGUGGCAUUGGGGUGUGUGUUUUGAGAGAGGGUUUUUUUUUUUUUAGUCUUAGAUGACCUUAAAUACUUGUAUUCUUUAUUCUUACUAGAACUCUUUGAUUUCCUUGCAAUUGUCUUGUGUAAUGCAGGUGCAUAAUUAAGCUGACGAAGGCCUUUCUGCCAGACUUACAACAUAAUCAUUAACACACCUUUUGGUCGUACAGAAGAGUGUUCAGGCCAGUUUAGAUGAUCUGUAUUCUAGUGGUAUGUUGAGAUAUCUGUCAAUAGAGCAUCUACUGUAUUUUGCGUCACUUGUCUUUCAUUUUGCAGUGAAACUACCUCUCAAACGGUUUCCCAAUAGAACAGCUGAUCCCUUACAGCCUUAAAUGCACACUGAGAGGUUACAUAACUGGGCAUUCUUUUGAAAUAUACCUACCACUGUUGUUUCACAGUAUGGGUGCUUAGAUGCUUUGCUUUAAAGCGUUCAAAGUCUUUUGAAGUUUUUAGCCAAGCUCUUGAAAACAUGGCAUAGUGUGUGGCCCAUUAUGCUUCUCUGUUCUUUCUCAGUAGGUAAAAGGCAAACAGAAUGUACAGUAGAUAACAAUAACAAAUAAUGAGAAAUAGAUUGUGAAUUUUCUGACUUUUACCUAUUGGUUUUGCAAUAAAAUCUUUUAAGAGUUGUAUUAAAGUAAAACGGCAAGACUCUUACUGAUUAUCAGCAUUACUGGUUAGAACUAGAUUAUUAUCCAGUUUAAAAAUCAGCAUAAAACCUGCACGAACCCUUUGUUGAUAAUGUGACAUCACAUCCUCACACAUAGGGGGUGAGUUAUGCAAAAGUU
This is a messenger RNA of Sander lucioperca (pikeperch), 1784 nucleotides long. RefSeq lists its product as uncharacterized. Gene Ontology annotation, molecular function: S-adenosylmethionine-dependent methyltransferase activity. The transcript has 6 exons. Lineage: Eukaryota; Metazoa; Chordata; Actinopteri; Perciformes; Percidae. Bases 141 to 959 code for a protein of 272 amino acids. The record is from RefSeq and is a predicted model, not a curated record.